CCUUCCCUUCCCUAGCAGUGCUGUACACCAUUGAUCAAUGAGCGAUCCAGCAGGCCCAGGCAGCAGUAUUGUAAGAUUGGACGCGAUGGUGUUUGUUUUGGCGUGGUGUCAGGGAGACGUUACUCUGGACUUUGUACAGUUUAGAACUGAAAGCUCACAACACAUCACAGCUUUGUCCACGUGGGAAUCGCUGUGCUGCUUCAUGGACGGCUUGCACCACCUUGUUGUCUCAGCACCCUAACAGAGCGGAGCAGGUUUCAGGGGCACCAAUUGCCUUGGAGUUUGAAGAUGAAGAGGACAAUAUCUUCAUGACUUGUUCUCCUUUGCACAGUCCUGACUGCUUCUUGUGGCACUAGCAUUUUCUUCAUGACCAUUCCUUUCAUUCCCUUCGUGAUGUUUUCCAAGCCGACAAAUUAUCACUGAAGUGUUCCUCUAUAUCCCAAACUGCUCUGUUUUUUUCAUUGGUCGAUCUGACAGAUACAGUUCAAUCCUAUAGAAUGCUGACUUGGCUAUUCUGAGCUGUAUCUUUGAGGCUCUUCACUUGUCUUAAUACCUAGCUGGCUGCACACUUACCAAACCACUACACCUGAACUGACCACUACUUCGAAUAUAAUCUAGAAAGGUUCAGUAAAAUGAAGUGAUAUUUCUUCUGCAUAUCAUUAGUUGAGAUUCUUUUCUUCUCUAUAUGUGCAUUUUCACCUUCCAGGCAUCCCCAACCUUGACUGUUGGGGCAUAUGCGACUAUAUGGCCCAAAAUAACAUUGUUUCUAGCGCCAAUGUUGCCUAUUCAUGUACCCUUACUUCCAGCACUUCCAAUACACCAGCUGGGGAAAUUGACCAUGCAUCAUAUAUGUUUGUAACGGAAAACAUGGGCACUUCUCCAGUUCCAAACAAUCCUAGCUGUUCUAGAAUGUCUCCAUCCUUUUUCUCACCUUCUGAACGUUUGAAAACUUCUUUUGAGACUUCCUUUGAUUCCCCAAAUUAUGUCACUCCUCCUAGCAAUCAUAUUUUUCCUACACAAAUUAGUUCUACUGCAGAUUCUGCAAUCAUGCAAAUAUGUGGUGAUCUCCCAGAUAGUUACUUAACUCCAGCCUCCCAUCUGAACCUUCAUUUUCAAGAGCCGCUUGAACCAGACAUGGUUUCUUCCUGUUCUGACAUAUCCGACACCAUUAGCAACAGACAUUUGUCUUCUUUUUGGACCAAACUCGAAAACUGGCCCCUUGAUUGUAAUUGCUCCCCAAGAAAGUCUGACAACCGAAUGGGAAUGGACGUUAAAUGUGAAAUAUGCAGUGGAUCCGUGGAAAACAAGGUCCGUAUGCAUCAGGACAAACAACUGUGUGAACAAUUCCUGGACUCCCUCUCACGGAUGGAGGAUUGGCUGAAGAUCACACAGAUGGUGGCCUCUCUUCAGAAUCCUUCUCGAACCCUUCACAAUGAUGCCAAACUGGCAUUAAGAAAAUAUGAGGAUCUCCUCAAGGAAAUUCGAGAGAAAUUACUAGACCUGGAAACACUGAACAGGAAAUAUUGGAGAAUCACACAGAUUUCUACCAAAAUGUUGCUUCCAACUACACUUCGAAGUAGACUGCAGGAGGUCAACCACUUCUGGGACUGUUUGCAGAAGGAGGCAGAGACCAUCUAUCAGACUUUGAAGUCCAAGGUCCAGCAAAGAGAGGAGUUUGAUACAGAUCAGGAUGAUCUGAAGCUGAGUCUGACUGAGAUGGACAUGGAACUUUCUAGUGUAGAGUAUAUCUACCAUGGUAACUCAACUGAGAAAAUCCAACAACUCAAGGCCUUCCAGGAAGAUGUGUGGAAUAACAUGAAGCGUGUAGAGGUUCUCUUAGAGCGUGGAGAUCAGCUCAUAUAUGAAACCGAUCCGCAAGAUGCAAUGGCCUUAGAGGAGGAGAUGACAGAGCUGGGCUCCUACUGCCAGGAGAUAUUCAUCCGCCUCUCUCGACUGCAGAAACGGCUUGUAAGCACCAAGCUGGUCUUUGAAGAUGACGUUCUCGAUAGUGGCUUUGAACAUGUAUCAUCUGGGUCAUCUGAUGUGUUCUUGGACCUUGACUUUGAAGAUGAGGCAGUUCCUUGUCUACCUAUUGUUCCCCCUGCCAAAGCAUGCUUUGCUAUUGAUCUAGAAUGGGACCCAACAGGGGAUGUUGGUAGCUCAGGGUCUCAUGAUGAGAUCUCAAAAUCUACCCCACUAAAAUUAUCACGGAGGCAUAAAUGCUCUGAGAGUAGCAUCAGUACUGACUCCGGGGUCACCAAUUCCAAACAUAGGAGCCAAGAAGACCUGUUGCCAGUGGAAGAAGAUUUACCUGCCUUCAUUGUUACUGGAGGCACGGUUAUCUCAGAGGGAUUUCGAAGACCUAAGAUUGACAUCCAAGUUCAAACAAUAGAUAACAGAGUUCUGUGCAAUGAUCUGCCAAGUUUGGAAUCAGGACAGUUGGAAGUCGCCUCCUAUUGUGACACACCAGAUUCGGAACACAGGACAGAUAAUCUCCUGCAUACACCGAGAUAUGACUGCACGAUGUCUGAUCAGGGAGCACAAGUUGCUUCUAAUAUCCAGGUGACCGACCACCACAUACAACACAACAUCCCUGGGCAGAGGAGAAGACAGGGGAGGAAAAAGAAGGUGACUCAAACAAAAGAGGUUAAAAGGAAGCAUCAGCCUGCAAGACAAGAUGUGUCAAUUCUCAUGGACAUUAGUGAUGACACAGCCAGUUUGAAGUCUCACAAAUCCUCCUGUGGAUGUUCAGGUGCGCUCUGGCUUUCAAUCAAAUGUUUGACCUUUUUGUCCCUUGUGUUCCUCCUCCUGUGUGGAUCACUAUUCAUCUUUCCUUUAUGCCAUACAAAAUGUCCUUCACAACGAUUUUCCUGGACUUUGAUGCUUUCCUACGUUAAUGGACCUCCACCCACAUAAGCAGACAUGGAGUAAUAUGCAAGAAGUUUGGGAGAGACACUUUGGACAUAUGAAAUAUGCUGGGCAAGGGACACAGAAAACUGUACCCAAACUUUAACCAUCUAUGUUCCAGUGGGCAAGGUCAGAAACUGACAAUGGUAUUGAUGCAACGGUGAAUGCACCCACGAGAGAAAGACUUCAAUGUAUAUAUUGUACAUUGGCAUCGAGUAAGAAAAUGUACAUAAUUUAAGCAGAAAAAGCUAGUCGGUUUGUGAAAGUAUGUAUUAUGGAUAAAAUAGAUUUAUUAAUGUGUAUGUCAAAGAUAAUGAAUGAGGUAAAAGAAAGCGAGUGUGUCUUUAUGAGCGAGUCCUGCUUUACACCGUGGACUAUUGGCCUGCAAUGCAAUUGAUUUAAAGUGGGUGUAAACCUGAUUCAUGAAAUUUGAGCUGGGCACAUAUAUCUGCAGUAUUUUGUUAUCUCUUCAAAGAGCCAAGUCCCAUACAGCUC
Rana temporaria (common frog) is the source of this 3402-nucleotide messenger RNA. Its product is annotated as nesprin-2-like. NCBI's taxonomy places the organism in Eukaryota, Metazoa, Chordata, Amphibia, Anura, Ranidae. The record is from RefSeq and is a predicted model, not a curated record. The transcript is spliced from 12 exons. Gene Ontology annotation, cellular component: nuclear envelope; meiotic nuclear membrane microtubule tethering complex. Bases 745 to 2916 code for a protein of 723 amino acids.